Messenger RNA from Pundamilia nyererei, 1271 nucleotides. Its product is annotated as netrin-G2-like. The record is from RefSeq and is a predicted model, not a curated record. The coding region runs from base 379 to 1239 and encodes 286 amino acids. Gene Ontology annotation, biological process: animal organ morphogenesis; axonogenesis; tissue development. Lineage: Eukaryota; Metazoa; Chordata; Actinopteri; Cichliformes; Cichlidae. The transcript has 6 exons.
GGAGAAACAGAAGGAGGCUCGCUGAGGAAGAGGAGGAUUAACGAGAAGAGGAAGGGAACAAAAGGAAAUACAGUAAGAAGAGAGGAGCUGAGGAGGAGGAAUGUUUGAUCGCCCGUUUAAUCAGCUCAUCAAGAAUCAACUUGAAGACAGACAGAGGCUGCAGGACGCUGAGCAACAUCUACACACCUGCUCCUGCAUGAUGACGGCUGAUUAAAAGACUUCAGGCCUGUGGGCGGCGAGCAAAACCUUUAGCACACCAUGACAACCACACAGAAAGCAGAUGGUUGCCAUGGUAGCCACCUGUUUGAAGUAGGCCUGGCAAAGCUGUAACUAUGGCAUGACCUUCAGCUGAACUUCCUGUUUGCCUGACAGUUCAUCAUGUCCCUCUCACACGCCCUCGCCCUCCUCGCCCUCCUGCUGCCGCGUGGACGGUGUCAGUUUGAUGUCUGUCGAUCUCUGCGUGGCUCAAAGGCGGGGCCUGAGUUUUACGCCUGUCAGCCGCCCCCAACCAACAUGAAGGAGGUGAUGCAGAUCAGAGUUGACCCCCCUGGGAUCACCUGCGGAAACCCACCUGAGAGAUUCUGUACACUGGAGAACCCGUACCUGUGCAGCGAUGAGUGCGACGCCUCUAGCCCAGACCUGUCUCACCCUCCUCAGCUCAUGGGAGACAGGGAGAGGGGUGGGCUCAUCACUUACUGGCAGACAAUCACAUGGUCCAGGUUUCCUGAGCCCCUAUUGGCCAACAUCACCCUUACCUGGAACAAGAGUCUGGAGGUGGUCGAUGACAUUGUUGUUACCUUCGAAUAUGGCCGUCCAACCAGCAUGGUGCUGGAGAAAUCCAUCGACAAAGGUGUCACUUGGCAGCCGUAUCAGUAUUAUGCCGACGACUGUCUCGAGGCGUUCGGCAUGUCGCCCAAACGAGUCUCUGAUUUAGCACCAAGUAACAUUACCCGGGUCAUCUGCACCGAGCAGUACUCCCGCUGGGUCGGCGCUAAGGAAGAGAAAUCUGUGGUGUUUGAGGUGAGAGCUCGGUUCGGGGUGUUUGCUGGUCCAAAGCUGAUCAACAUGGACGCUCUGUACACUCGGAUGGAGACCACAAAGGGACUCAGAGAUUUCUUCACUUUCACCAACCUCCGACUGAGGCUCCUCCGCCCGGCACUGGGAGGAACCUACGUCCAGAGAGACAACCUGCUGAAAUACUUCUAUGCUAUUUCCAACAUUGAUGUUUUUGCCAGGUAACCAACAAAGACCUACCAUAAUCUAACUAUAAC